GAACUAUCUGUGGUCUUUGACUGGAAUAUGUUUGAUGGUUCUGGCUGUGAUAGAGUCAGAUGACAUGAAGGCAUGUUGGAUAACACCUUCUGAGGCAUACCGGAAGUACAGGUGUGUUAAGAGCAACAUCACGAUUCUACCAUUCAAUGUGUGUGCAAUAACAUGUUGCUUACAGCACAGAUGUAUCGGAUUGUACCACAAGGACACCAGUGAUGAAUGUUACUUGAUCAACGCUAUUGAAAAAGAGGAAAAUUGUGCCGACUUGGAUUGGACUAGCUGGAAAGCAUAUAAGAAAACAAAAGACCUCGGCGGUUGCAGCCAAUAUUUAUUGGUUCACAAGAGGGUCCAGGCUGGGCUGAACUUUGUUCCGAGUGAAAACGAAGAUAUUGGUGGUAUUAACGUGACGCACCAUUAUGAAUAUAUAACUCUACCAAACUUUUCCAAAGUUCGAGGAUUUGCAAUCCAGGGAAGGUGGCGAAAUGGAACUUUUGACUCUUGCUGUGAUGAAAGGGUGACAUCUUUUUAUAUUCGCCAUAGUACUGACCUCCAAGAAUGGAUCAGGGCUGACAAUAACACACUAUUUGAAGGUAAUGUGAUUCCGGAUGCUGGAAAUGAGAUAGUCAUCAAUGUGUUUCAGACGCCUUUAGAAGUGCAAGCCUUAGCUUUUUUCCCAGAAGGUUAUCAUGGACAAAAGAUCAUCCGUUAUAAUGUGAUUGGCUGUGAAAUAUGACGUCACAAAUCUGAUACUUCUCUGAGGCUUCGAUGCCCGAGAUGUUUUACUCUAUCGCCUUUAUACAAAUCUAGUUUUUGAAAUUAUUUUUCAAAUCAAUCAUAACAAAUUUACUUUUCUUGCAUAUCAGACUGGUGUUUUCGUUAGUUUACCCAUGCCGGAAAUUUCAUCUAGCUUGGGGUACCAGAUGAGUCGCAUGCUACAAAAUGGAAUGCUUAGGAUGACGUUAUUUCGCCGUUUUGAAUGAACUUUUAAUUUCAUAUGCUGUUAGAUAAUAGUAACGAGUGUAAUGUCAUAAAAUGCCAUGAAAACUUGUUUUAUUAAAGUAAAAAUAAUGGUGGAAACAAGUAGAAUAUGCAAGAAAAAUAUCUGAUCGUUAUAUCCGUCCCUUGGGAACCCGCCCAAGGGCAGUAACUCAACAAGGCUCGCUUUUCAUCCAAUGGGCGGGUUCCUUCGAGAAAAACUUACCUAUAUGAACCGCAACAUAUGACAGAUAUUAUAAUGGUAAACCGGCUAAAUUUAAUCGGUCUCAUUAAUCGACAGUUUUAUAAAAAAAACUAAAUUGGUGAGUGUUAUAAUUAGGCAUAUACUACAUUUAAUUUAUUUUUGUAAAUGCUAAUAAACGCUUAUCUCGUACAUAAUUUCAUAAUUGAACUGAAACAUCAAACUCUAAUGAGCACUUUUGGCAUUGUAAAAGUCCUCAUUAUUUUUUAUUGUCUUGGUCAUAAAGUAAGCAUGUGUGGUUCUUAAACAAAAUAGGCCACUCAAAAUCCAGUGUUUGUAAAUGCGGUUUAAGUGGUUUAAGUGGCCACUAAAAUGUAUUAAGAACAUCAUACAUUCGGUGUAUAGAGAUAAUUUAAAUAUAGUGUUGCAUUUUUUGAGCAUACAGCAAAUGGUUAUUAAUGAGAACAAAACUGAAUUAAGCAAAUUAUUUCAAUUUCAAAUCAGUUCUUAUAAUUUGCCCGAUUUUUAAUACAUUUGCCCGAUAUACACAUGACAGAUGACUAUAGCUAGCUUUAUGACAUAGACAUUAUUUGAUGCUAAUUUCAGACUACAAACAACACGAGAUCAAAUCUAAUUUAAGUAACAUCUGUAAACAUCUAAUGAAAGAAUAUGUUACUGUUUAUUAUGUGAAAUGUUAACAAUUAAGAACUGAAAAAGGAAGUUACCGGUACAGAGCGACCGAGGGUUCUUUAUUGUUAAAAUGUCUACUAAAUAAAAACUCACUAAAAUUUUUAACCUCUGCUUGAACGCCUCCAGUCUAAAGAAAGUUGUUACCAAUAAUUCUAUAAAGUGAAGGAAGCACGUUACAUUUCAUCUUGUCAAUUACGUCAAUUAAUAUAUAAUAGCAAAGAUAUGCUCAGUGGCAGAGUACACACCAUUUAAAAUUUCUUCAAUGCUUUCUUAAAAAAAAUUGACGUGAAUAAUUUUGUGAUAUCCGUCUUCUUUUGUAUAAUUCCGUUGCUGAGGGUUUAAUGACACCUCUAGAUAAAGUACAGAAAUAUAUCUUAAACAAUGUGUCAUGUGUCUUUAUGCAUUAAUUGAAAAAUGUUUGAAUGACAAUCAUCAUCCAUUUAUGAUUUAUAUAAUUAUGUAAGUUCAGUAUGAUCAAAAUAUAUUGGUUUGUCUAUUAUUUAAGCAAAACGACCCCGCUAUAAAAAGCGGUAGUUGGUUGAUUGUAAGAAGAAAUGCUGACCUAGUUCCCGCUCCGAAUUUUACCAGUGUCGCGUCAUCCUAAUAAGGCGGGGUGUUACUUCAUUCAGUUUACAUAUGCGCGUUAUGUUCCAUACUCAUAAUUGUCAAUUUGCAUGUCUAUUCGAUUGUUAAUGGUAUUCUAGAAAAUUGUAGCGAUUAAAUUGGUCGGCAAAAGAUGUUGAACGCUUAUAUAUGAAUAUAUUUAUUAUGCUGCCUAUCAUGACAUUUAUUAGAUAACUUUCAUACUGAUAAAAAACAACAACAAUGGAUGGUAAAUCUAUUAUUCAUGUAUAUGAUUAUUCUCAGUUUGGGACUUGCUAUGUAUGUACUGCUGUGUGUGGGCAUUUUGAUGCUGUUUUUGUUGUUGUUGUUGUUGUUGUUGUUAUUGAUUUGAUUUUUGUUAGUUUUGUUUGUUUACUUUUAUGGGCUUUUUGUUUUGUUUUGUUUUUUUCUAAUUAUACAUCUCAUGUUUGUAUCAUGUAUAAUGUUCUGAGAGAAAAAAAAGAAUUUGAAUUUACUUCUGCAAAUGCUAAUGCACAAAAGUGGUUCUUUAACCCUCUAUUAUUUCUACAAGAAACAUAUACAAUGUACUUAAAAAAGAAACAUCAUUUUGUUUACAGAUUUGUUUAAAUGAAAAUAAAAGUUUCUGUUAGAUUGUACGACUGUCUUAUCUGAUCAUGUCUGCUUAAUUUGCCUGUUAUUGGUUUUUUUUGUGUGGGUUUUUUCUUUGUUUUUGUUUGUUCAU
Molecule: messenger RNA, 3170 nt
Organism: Ruditapes philippinarum (Manila clam)
Lineage: Eukaryota; Metazoa; Mollusca; Bivalvia; Venerida; Veneridae
Exons: 5
Coding region: 35-730 (231 amino acids)
Source: RefSeq, a predicted model, not a curated record